CGACAAAUGAAACGGCUCGUGAAUACCAUAAUCAGGAGACAGUUCCGUACCCAGCUUUCAAAAUCUCAAGUUUCACACCUCUGCGGGCAUGGCUCAAAGGAAAAGAUUACGUACAAUCACUGAGAAACCUGAUUACUUUGAUCAGUUACCAGACGAUCUUGUUCUAAAUAUUCUUUGCAAGCUUAGUUCUUCUGCCUCUUGCCCCUCCGAUUUUAUUAACGUUCUCAUCACAUGUAAAACAUUAAAGCGGUUGGCCACCAAUCCUUUGGUUUUGUCGAAAGCUGGAGCUAAAAUGUUUGCCAUGAAAGCAGAACGUUGGUCGGAUUCGGCUCACCAGUUUUUAAAACAGUGUGUUAAAGCAGGCAACAGUGAAGCCUCGUACACGCUAGGAAUGAUCCGAUUCUAUUGCUUACAAAACCGAGGAAGUGGAGCGUCCUUGAUGGCAAAAGCCGCUAUCAAGUCGCAUGCCCUGGCCAUGUAUUCUCUUGCUGUCAUACAAUUCAACGGCAGUGGAGGCUCAAAAACUGAUAAAAAUCUCCGAGCGGGGGUGGCUUUAUGUGCUCGAGCUUCCGUUUUGGGUCAUGUCGAUGCGCUUCGUGAGCUCGGCCAUUGCCUUCAAGAUGGUUACGGAGUCCCUCAAAAUAUCGUCGAGGGACGCCGUUUAUUAGUCCAGGCUAAUGCAAAGGAGCUCGCAUUAUCCUUACGUUCCAUGAUGACAUGGAAACCCCAGCAGCAGCAACAAAAUCUUCAUCAUGCUUGUACGGUGAUGGGUACCGCUAUCACGGGAUGUCCAUUACUGAGUGAUUUUGGAUGUAACUUACUGGCUCGAGAGGUGCACCCAGCGAGCAAGUUCUUAAGGGAGUGGUUCGAGUCGAGGAGUGGGGCGUUGGAUGAUGGCUUGAGACUAUGCUCGCAUAGUGGAUGUGGGAGGCCCGAGACAAGGACACAUGAGUUUCGCAGGUGUUCGGUUUGUGGUACGGUAAAUUAUUGUUCGAGAGGAUGCCAAGCACUUGAUUGGAAAGCGAGGCAUAAAGUGGAAUGUGUCCCGAUGGAUCAAUGGCAUGGAGUAUUAGAAGAUGGUGGAGAUAUGGUGGAAAUGGAGGAAGGUGAUGAGUAUGUGGAUAUUGUUGAAUGAUAGAGAUUUGAUGCAAAUCAGGAUAAAGAAAUCUUGCCUUUUGAAACUGGGAAUUCUUGAUAGUAACUCUUUCACCUUUUUCCUUCUUUUUGUAUUUUAUUUAUGUACAUAUGUGAAGGGUUUUGGAGUUUAUUUUCUGUGACUUAACAAAUUAAAUACAAGGAAUAGGACCUUUGGAAGAACAGGUCCCAUUUCAUUAUGUUGUUAAAAA
This is a messenger RNA of Populus trichocarpa (black cottonwood), 1346 nucleotides long. RefSeq names its product F-box protein At5g50450. The transcript is spliced from 3 exons. Lineage: Eukaryota; Viridiplantae; Streptophyta; Magnoliopsida; Malpighiales; Salicaceae. Bases 89 to 1135 code for a protein of 348 amino acids. The record is from RefSeq and is a predicted model, not a curated record. Gene Ontology annotation, molecular function: protein binding.